Molecule: messenger RNA, 7195 nt
Organism: Arvicanthis niloticus (Nile rat)
Lineage: Eukaryota; Metazoa; Chordata; Mammalia; Rodentia; Muridae
Gene: Selenoi
Product: selenoprotein I
Biological process (GO): phosphatidylethanolamine biosynthetic process
Cellular component (GO): endoplasmic reticulum membrane; Golgi apparatus
Molecular function (GO): ethanolaminephosphotransferase activity
Source: RefSeq, a predicted model, not a curated record
GGCUGGCUACGCGUGCGCGGUGGGUGGAGCGCUCCUCUACCUUCUUUACCAGCCCAGGCUUUCCUAACCCUGCACAGCGCUGUGUGCUGCUCCUGUUUCAUUGCCCUGUCGCGCAGUGUCGCUGCCGCUGCGGAGUGGGCGUUCAGUUUUCGGUUCGUCAUGGCUGGCUACGAAUACGUGAGCCCAGAGCAGCUGGCGGGCUUUGACAAGUAUAAGUACAGCGCUUUGGAUACCAACCCACUCUCUCUGUAUAUCAUGCAUCCAUUUUGGAACACUAUAGUGAAGGUGUUUCCUACUUGGCUGGCUCCCAAUCUUAUAACCUUCUCUGGCUUUCUGCUGGUUGUGUUCAAUUUCCUCCUCCUGACAUACUUCGACCCUGACUUUUAUGCUUCAGCACCAGGUCAUAAGCAUGUACCUGAUUGGGUCUGGAUUGUCGUGGGCAUCCUCAACUUUGUUGCCUACACUCUAGAUGGAGUAGAUGGAAAACAAGCACGGAGAACCAAUUCCAGCACCCCAUUAGGGGAGCUGUUUGACCAUGGCCUGGACAGUUGGUCGUGUGUUUAUUUUGUUGUGACUGUGUACUCCAUCUUUGGACGAGGACCCACUGGCGUCAGUGUUUUUGUCCUUUAUUUCCUGCUAUGGGUAGUUUUGUUUUCUUUUAUCCUGUCUCACUGGGAGAAGUAUAACACAGGCGUUCUUUUCCUUCCAUGGGGAUACGACAUUAGCCAAGUGACUAUUUCUUUUGUCUACAUAGUGACUGCGGUUGUGGGAGUUGAGGCCUGGUAUGAACCUUUCCUGUUUAAUUUCUUAUAUAGAGACCUAUUCACUGCAAUGAUUAUUGGAUGUGCAGUAUGUGCGACUCUUCCAAUGAGUUUAUUAAACUUUUUUAGAAGCUAUAAAAGCAACACUCUGAAGCACAAUUCCAUCUACGAAGCCAUGGUCCCCUUCUUCUCUCCAUGUUUGCUCUUCACUUUGUCUACAGUGUGGAUCCUCUGGUCACCUUCAAAUAUUUUAGAAAUACACCCUAGAAUAUUCUACUUCAUGGUUGGAACAGCUUUUGCCAACAUCACAUGUCAGCUAAUUGUUUGCCAAAUGAGCAGCACAAGGUGCCCGACUUUGAACUGGUUGCUGCUUCCUCUCUUCUUGGUCGUGGCAACAGUGAUUGUAGGUGCAGCAACCUCCCGCCUUGAAAGUGUUCUCCUUUGCACACUUACGGCUGCCUUCACUCUGGCUCACAUCCAUUAUGGAGUACAAGUGGUGAAGCAGCUGAGCCAACAUUUUCAGAUUUAUCCUUUCUCAUUGAGGAAACCAAACUCAGAUUGACUAGGAAUGGAAGAAAAGAAUAUCGGCCUAUAAUCUUGAGAAAAUACUGUAAAUAGAUGCCUGUAAAUACUUCAUCCACCACCAGUGAACUAAAUGGAUCUGCUUGACAGACAUGGGCUCUCAGUGUGUGCUAUAUGGACAGCAAGAACAAAACACGAUCUCGGCCUGUGGAAUUGUGGACUUUCUAACUCCCAGCUUACUUUAUUUUAUUUUGUUUUUUUAUAGAACCAUGAGAUAUUUGUUUAAACACAGUGUACAUUAAACCAGCUAAAUGUUCCUAGCUUUAUGAGUCCAUGACGUUUUGACUCAUACAGAGUUGAAGAUGAUUUACUUUUAUGUUUAAGGUCCCCAGAUUGAUUCCGGAACACUAACAACAUUCAGAUAGCCACAGCAUGUCUUAGUAUUUGAUACUUUAUGGUAGGUCUUUAGCUGUGGGAAUGAUAGACAUAGAAAAGCGUCAAAAAAGUCUCUUCAGCCAGAGAUGCCAGUGACUCCAGAACAGUGUACAGGUUGCCAAAUCCUGGUUGCUCUCCAGUGAACUGCCUUUCCCACCUGCUGUGGAGGUUGUCUAGUAUCCUGGCUCUUACUAUAGCUAAAUCCCCAUAAAUGGGUUAAUUUUCUUUUAGAGUGAAAUGUUCUGCUGUUACUUAGUAGGGAAGGGGUUGCAAUUACAGCUGUCCAUUGUGGCAUAGUUCAUUGUCUAAUUGUGGCUGUUCCUCUCAGCAGUGCAUUGCUAGGAUUGGGUGCCUGUGAGCUGUGAUUUUUAAGAAUACAUGUGACAGUCCCAAUCUUGUGGUACUUACUUGUGAGGAUAUAGAUAAGGUACCUUGUGAGAGGACAUUUAAAAUGGAGUUAGGGGUCUCAGAGCUCCACACUGGCCACAGUUAGCACCCUGGCACCGCCUGUCCAGUCUUUCCUUGCUUUUCUACUUUCCUGGGGGUGAGCUGCUGUGGUUUUUAUUCUCACACAGGAUAAAGCAGAGAGGUAGUAUCUCUCCCCUGACUUGCCCACCUCCCUAUUUGAAGAAAGUGUUUGAUAUAUAUGCCUUACUGAGUAUUAACUUCCCUUAAUAUGACUCAAAAUAAUUUUUGAGGUUUACUGACAACAUGAAAAAAAUCCCUUUUACUAGAUUGUGGUUAUUUUAUAAAUCAUACCUUUUUAUGAAUGUGGAGAUUUUUUUCUUUGGACUUUGUCUUUAUUUUGUUUGUUGGUGGUGAAAUUUACUUGCUGAUUUUAUUUCCCACUGAGUAAGGUUUGUGCUUAAAUGAAGAGUGUGUCUUAAACCCUUUUGUUGGACAGGUUGCACUUGGAUAUGAUAGGCACCACUGUGUUGAUGUGUAAUUAAAUUCAUAACUUAUUUAUCUAUGAAUGUGACCAUCCUCAAGUAUUGUAGCUCAUUCCCUUGUUGAAUAUCUGUCUGCUGCUUUGUUAAAAACAAAACAAAACAAAACAAAAACAAAACCAUUGAUACUUAACAAAAACAUUUUAAAAUUCUAAUCACUGUCAUCCAGGCUGUUGAGUGAGUCCAGGAGCUAAUUUACAGUUCUGUGCUCAGGUUUAAUUUUUGUAAAGCUUACAUGUAUUUGGGGACAUUUUCUGAGACAAAAAAAAAAAAAAAAAAAAAAAAAAUAAAGCAAAAAUUGGUGAGAAGUUGAUGUGAAAAUGGAUAGUGAUUCUGUGUUCAUUAAUAAAUUGCCAUCAUGGAGGCCAGAAGGUAGCCGGUCUGCGCCCCAUGCUCUGCCUGACUUUGUUAGAAGGAGUCUGGCUAAUCAUUCUACUGUUUUCUUGACCUUGUACACAAGAAUAUUCAUUUGUAUAAAGGAAAAUGACUGAUAAAUAUUUAUAAAGUAAUGAGUUUGGACUCCAGGCUUUCUUCACCUUGUACAGUAGACUGAAGAAUCAUGUCCUAUAAUUUUGGGGCUCUUUUUUUUUUUCUUUUUUCUUUUUUAAAAUGUAUGUUCUCUUUAUUGCAUCAAGUGGAUUUGAAAAAAAAAUGUUCUGUGCCUUUUGUUUUUUUAAACAUGCCUCUGUGAUAGUAAAGAAUUCUGUUUCUGGUUAGUUUUGUUGACACUAUUGAAUGGAAGAGGACACUGCUGGCAAGACAGUGUUUUGGAGUCCUGUGCACUCAUGAAUCCCUCCUAGCCUACUCACAUCCUCCGUCCUUGGCGAUGCAUCUUGAGAUGUCCAUAUGUUGUAGCAGUACAGCAGCGGAUGUGGGGUUUGAUUGUCAGGAGCUCUGUGUGUCUCUGUCACACCCCUUCCUGUACACUUUCCCAAAUGUAAAAGGUACUGUUAGCUCAUGCGCACUAUUUGGGUGAGUUUAUCCCAGAGCUUUUCCCAGGCGACACAGAGCUACCCUUUGGGGAGCAGCAUCGUGGUUGGGAGCAUACACGCAUGGUUUCUGUACUUGAGGAAUAGAGGGCCUCACCUGGCUAGCCAUUUGCAUUGCUAUGCUGUUGGACCUAGCCACAUUACAGACACCAUCAGAAGUUUCUUUUCAGGUUGUGAAAAAGCCCAGUCAAGCUUGUCAGAAAAUAAUCUCCCUAUAUUUGAGAGAGUAAUGGAUACAAAACAUUAACAGUACUUGGAUAGAGGCUGCCAUCAGAUUGCUGAUCUUUCAAUGAUAUUUAUGAUUUUAUUGCAGUUCACUGUUUGAAAUUGCCAUAAUCACCGUCUUUCCUUCAAAAAUACUAAUAGUGUUUAUAGGUUUUAGAGCAAUAGAGUAACUUUGAAGUAAAAAUAGAACCAUUCUUCUUUGGCAUUUCAAUUAUUAUGAUUGAAAUACUUCUAAUUCCAGUUUUGAAAAGAAAACGUUGAGCAUGGUUUAGGGUGUUGCAGUAGCACUGCUGAUAUGCCAUCUGCUCGCUCCUGAGGCCUUGGAAGAGAGGUGUACAUCUGGGGUUAGCAUACGCCAAAUUACAUUAAGGGAAUAUGUUGUUGUCAGAAGGGUAUAGAAAGCACCUUGCUUCCUGAAGCCAACUUCAACUCCAAGACUGCUAGAGAAUAAACAGGUCAUUUGGAGGUGUUUAAGUCCAGGACCACUUUCUCCCUUUAAAAUGUCACUUGCAGCCUACUUGUAACUCUUCCUGUCAACGAACCAGCACCUAGGACAGAAACAGCUCGCUGCAUCCUGGCUUGGUUGCAGCCAGAUGUUGCCACAUUCGUAUGGUGAAUGCCUUUAAAUCUCUUGGCUGGUGAAGGAACUGGGACAAUGCUAGAGAAAGUUAAACCUGAGGUCUGCAGCUUUGAUUCUGGGUCUCCAAACUAGGCAGAAGCAGACGCAGCAAUUGAAUUGGUUGUGGAGAUGCCUGUGUGGGGGAGGGAUGCUCUCAUCAUGACUUACUUCUGGAUUUGAUCAAGUCCUCUUUAGGAACUCUGUGACGUCAGACCAGAAUUUUCUAUGUCCAAUGAAAUGUCAUUUUAAGGCAACAUGCCCUAUCUUGACCACUCAUUGUGGGUGAGUGAUCUUAUUAUAGUUCGCUGCCCCGUGCCAGCCUUCCAGAAAGAUUGUUAACCUAGCAUCUGCAUUGAAGCACUUUGCAUUUAAAGCAGCAGCCCUAACAGUAAUGUGGUGUUAAUUAGUCACUGCGAAACGUGAAUGUGUGAUGCUCUAGGAAUUUUAAAAAGCUAGCAUAAAUUUCUGCUUUUCCUUUAUUAAUUAUGUAACCCAGCAGCUUGUUCAUAUUAGAUGGUUUGUUUUUGUUUCUAAAUCGUCUUUGACAGUGGGACAAAUGGCUGACAUCACAGCAGGCAGUGACCUCAGGGUUUGUGGCGAGUCAUGGUGGUCUAACUUUUUAGAGAGAGGGAUAUGUCUGUGAUGAGCCGUGGGAAUUGGACUUGCUCAAGCUGACGUAUUUCCAGUGUUUUACAAACCAAGUGUAACUUACUUUCUAACCUGCAUGUUAGUGUGCUUUGCUCGAGAGAUGGUACGCCAGCAGGGUACCGUUUGACUCUUAAGCAGGGAUGUGUUCUUUUUAUAGAUAUCUGUUGAGCUCACGUUUAGGGUAGCACAAGGAAUUUUGACAUUUGCAGCUCUCCCACAGACAGCCCAAGCAAGGAGGUUUGUUCAUUCAGUGAGGAAGGCUGGGUUCCCAGCAUGGGAAGCACUACCCGGAAGGGUUUUAGAGUAUUUGACAGGGGCUUGUCUCUAGGAAAAUACCUUUGGGUGGAACAGAAAGGUUGUUCUGGGCUUUUAGAGUAUUGUCUUCCCUUUCAGAAAAUCAUUCUUUCUUAGAGAGCUGGUUAGAGUCAGAGUCCAGCUGCUUUUAUGGCAGUUGGACCAUGGCCAUUGAGAGUCUAAAAUAGGACAAGAAACUAGUGUCCUUUCAGCAGCACUAAAACGGAAAUCGGAAAUCAGAGAUAGUGGUAAGGCCAGAGAAUGACCAAGUACUGUGGGUGCUUUCUGUCACAUUGGCUAAGAUCUUUUAAGCAGUUUCUUUGGGUAACAAAGUAAUACUUGGAUUUUUUUUUUUCUUUUGUAAACAGAAGUAGUCCUCCAUGAAUUCUUGAUUGUGAUAUUGCUGGUGAGCACGCAGGUUAUAGAAGUGGCCUGUUUACUCUUGGCUACAUCACUAACCUGUUGAGAUUACCGUUGCUCAACAUCAGUGAGCCUCAGAGCUGCCAAGUCUGCUGUCUGUGUUAUCAUUUGAAUAUCCUCAUCAGAGCAGCCAUUUCAAAGAUACUCCGUUGUGUAUAAUGGUUAGCUCGUUUUAAAAUGUCCCAAGAAAGCAGAAUUCAGCAUCGAACUCCGAAUUUCAGUUAAAAAAACAAAAUCCACCCCCCCUUCCCCCCGCCUUUUUGGGCAGAAUGGAAGACAAUAAGGACCAAGGGAUGCAGGAAGCCAUGUGCUCUUUCCCUUCCUGCCUAACAACUUUGGAUGGCAACUGAAGAAAAGUAAAAGUACUUGCUUUUGUGAGUCAGGUUUCAUGUUCUACGCUAAGAACAGGCAGCAGGGCCUGUGUAGCCGGGGUUUAAUUUGGUGCCUUUAUGGAUAGACUUUCUGUAGUCUUCUGAAGCAAGAGAAUAAUUUCUUCCUGGAGAAACCACCACUAGAGUGGGUGGGGUGUGUUUGCCGCAAAGGAUGAAAAAGUAUACCAGAGAUGAAGAAAAAGAUAAAAUGUCUCCCCUUUGAAGUACUUUUAGUUGUAGCUGGCCUGAGUAGGACUUACAGUGUUGUGUGGCAUUUACUCUGGUUCCGUGCGCUCCGUAUAUUUACACGUUUACUAUGUACACCGUUCUCUAUGUAUAUAUGAUAUGUGGUAUCUAAUGGAGUUUACUCUUGAUUACCGGCCAGGUGGCAACCCUCCUUAGCUGUUGCUUUGUGUGGAUAGUGUGCCCAUGGCCCACAUGUAAAGCCACUUCCCCACCUGGAGUCAGCCUUUCCCCUCCAGGUCAUCUCAGCCCUGAGAAAGCCCUGAAAGUAUAUCACGUUCCACUUCCCUUUCACCGGGGAACUUGUGAGCCAGAAAGACUGGUUUCAAGAAUGCUGGCUGCUCUCUUCGGGGUUGAGGUUUCUGGGUCAGCCAGGCCCUCUUUUGGCCAGGAGGCAGCUUUGGGAGCAGUGUGCCUGUGGACACCAUCUAGGAGACAAGCUGAUCUGGCUGAAGCAGAGCUUCGCGCUUGCUUCACUUUACUGGAAUGUUCCAAGUCUUGUGACUCAGUGUACAGUAGAACACUCUGGGAUAUUUGAAUGUGGGCUUUGCAUUAUCUGUGUUACUGUUCCCCCUCAUCCCCCCCUCUUAGUCUGUAUAAUCAAGACAUGACUGUUUCUUGUCACCGGAUUCUGGAAACCUCGACCUUUGAACUGGAUUUAUGUUUGUGUUUGCUGCUUUGGACUCCAACAGUUAAAGCAGUAGGUUUUAGUUUUCAGUUG